GUCAAUGAAAAACUAAGCACAUCAGUUGUGUUUUUGUCAUUAUCCCAUUCACAUACAUUCCACUUGUUACUAUUUUGUUUAUCAUACACAACCAACUGCGAUUUUUUUUUGUUUUUUCCCAAAUAGAGUUUGUGCGUAAAAUAUUGCGUUUGUUGUGAGAUAAUUUAUUGCGUUGUUGAUUAAGUUAGAUUUUUUUUUGUAAGAGAAAUUGUUGUUUUUUUUUUUUUAAAUUAAAAGAAGACUGUAAAAAUGAUUCCAGAAAAUAGUGAAACUUAUUUGGGCUUCGAUUUAAGCACACAAAAGCUUAAAGCGGUUAUUGUUGAUGCCAAUUUGAAAGUUAUCGUACAGGCUGAAGUGAAAUUUGAUACAGAUUUACCCGAAUUCCGAACCAUUGGAGGCGUUAAUGCUGGACAAAAUAAAAAUGAGUUUCAUGUGCGACCCGUGAUGUGGGUCAAGGCACUAGAUAUAAUUAUCGAUCGUUUGGUUGUGAACGGAGCCGAUUUGAGUAAAGUGUCGGCUGUAUGUGGAUCGGCUCAGCAGCAUGGUUCAUUGUAUUGGUCAACAAAUGGCAUUAAAACGUUGGAAAAUUUGGAUGCGGACAAAUUUUUACAUACGCAACUCGAUGAAAGUGCGUUUACUCUGCAUCAAACACCAAUUUGGAUGGACGGUAGCACCGAAAAACAAUGCAUCGAAAUGGAAGAGGCAAUUGGUGGUCGUGAUCAAAUGGUUCAAUUCACCGGAUCAAAAUGUUAUCCACGUUUUACCGGUCCACAAAUUCGAAAAGUUUAUCAAACAAUGUCCGAUUGCUAUGAAAAUACGGCACGAAUUUCGUUGGUGAGCAGCUUUUUGGCAUCGAUUCUUAUCAAUAAGGUGGCACCAAUUGAUUAUACGGAUGGUUCUGGUAUGAAUUUAUUAGAUAUUAACACAAAAAAAUGGUCACAAGCAUGUUUGAAUGCAUGCGCACCAGAAUUGGAAGAGAAACUUAGCCAACCGGUGCCAAACAACAGUGUCAUUGGUCAAAUUGGUUCAUUUUUUGUGCAAAGAUAUUCAUUUGAUGCGCAUUGUAAAGUCAUCGCAUUCACUGGUGACAAUGCUUCUGCCAUAUCAGGCAUGCUUAUCACAAAGAAUUGGUUGGCAAUGUCAUUAGGUACGAGUGAUACUAUAAUGAUGGCAUUAGAAGAACCAGCGAAACUAGAAGAAGGUCAUGUUUUUAUUCACCCCACUGAACCGGGAUACAUGGGAAUGUUAUGCUUCCGAAACGGAUCGUUGGUUCGGGAUAUUUUUAAGCGAUCAGAAGCAAACAAUGAUUGGAAUAACUUCAGUGAAUUAUUGGAAUCAACGCCCAGAGGAAAUUACGGAAAUAUGGCCUUGCAUUUUGUACAAAAAGAGAUUAUACCAAAUGUAAAGGGCAGUCUUCGUUGGAAUAAAAACAGCGAUCUAAGCACACCCGAAUUAGCUAAGGGAGUCGUUAAAUUUUCAUCUCCUCAAACGGAAAUUCGGGCGACAAUUGAAGGGCAAAUGUUGCAUCACAAGAUGGUCGCAAGUGAUAUGGGCUUUCACUUCGGUGAAGAUACGCGAAUUUUAGCAACUGGUGGUGCAUCGGCCAACAAAUCCAUUCUACAAGUUGUAUCAGAUGUAUUCAAUUCACCAGUUUAUAUUCAAAAGACUACAGAAGCUGCCUUAUACGGUGCGGUUUAUCGCGCCAAAUACGCCUUAUACUUAUCGCGUUUGCCAGAGGGACAAACUGAAGUUGAGACUUAUUUCGAUUAUGUAAGCAAAUUUUUACCAAAUCGCACGCAGCGUGUUUGCGGUCAAAGCAACGAUUCCGAGACCAUUUACAAUAAAAUGCUGGAACGUUAUCGUGACAUGGUUUCUGUAUUGCAAACCACUGACGACGCUUAAUUUUUCAAUUAAUUACAAUACGAUUUUUGUAAGAAGAAAAAAACUAUUGAACAUUCCAAAAACAUUUUUUGCAACCAAAUAAAAACUAAAUAGCAAUUUGAUAUGAGAAAAAAAAAUUAUUUAUGUAUCUGUAUUUAUGUAAAUGCACAAAACAUUGUUAAAAAAUAAAAUCAAAAUGGGGGAUACAAAUUUUUUGACUUGAA
Messenger RNA from Contarinia nasturtii (swede midge), 2105 nucleotides. Its product is annotated as xylulose kinase. The transcript has 6 exons. Gene Ontology annotation, molecular function: D-xylulokinase activity. Lineage: Eukaryota; Metazoa; Arthropoda; Insecta; Diptera; Cecidomyiidae. Gene Ontology annotation, biological process: xylulose metabolic process; D-xylose metabolic process. The coding region runs from base 250 to 1902 and encodes 550 amino acids. Gene Ontology annotation, cellular component: cytosol. The record is from RefSeq and is a predicted model, not a curated record.